Messenger RNA from Aspergillus sclerotioniger CBS 115572, 332 nucleotides. RefSeq lists its product as uncharacterized. NCBI's taxonomy places the organism in Eukaryota, Fungi, Ascomycota, Eurotiomycetes, Eurotiales, Aspergillaceae. The record is from RefSeq and is a predicted model, not a curated record. The transcript has a single exon. The coding region runs from base 31 to 270 and encodes 79 amino acids.
UAUCUACAGACUGAGCGCAGCGCCUACGUCAUGUGGCCCUACCUCAUCUCCGUUUACGGCAUGGGCAUUGGUAAGCAGUUCGAGGCUUUCAAUUACGAUGCACCGGCACUAAUAUGUCUGUUUCUUAGCUACCACCUACGCCAUGGGCCGUAUGGUCUUCGUAAGUGUUCUCCUCAAACUGCCACUCCCUGGCGGGGAUCCAGUGGAUCAUCGAAUUGUCUAAUGCUAAUUCUUAUACAGGGCCACAAGACCUGGUUCGGCAAAGAGUAAAUGCAAUCUUCGCCAACUUGUCAACUUCUCGUCACGGCUUCUUGGCUUCAAUUGGCGGUGUA